This is a messenger RNA of Marasmius oreades (fairy-ring Marasmius), 2118 nucleotides long. RefSeq lists its product as uncharacterized. NCBI's taxonomy places the organism in Eukaryota, Fungi, Basidiomycota, Agaricomycetes, Agaricales, Marasmiaceae. The coding region runs from base 151 to 1626 and encodes 491 amino acids. The record is from RefSeq and is a predicted model, not a curated record. The transcript has 2 exons. Gene Ontology annotation, molecular function: DNA binding.
GCAACGGUAAGGUUCAUCCGUUUUAUGUUUUCAAACUUUAUUUUAUUGAUCCUUUCAUUCUGUCACCAAACAUUUCUUUGAAUCCUUCCUCAUUCGGUAUCCACUUUACAUCCACAAUGAUCAACUCAUUACUCGGUUCUUCAAGCAGGAAUGCCCUCCAGCAGCACUGGGCAGACAGCCCCAGCGACUUGGACUGAACCACCGUGGUGUGGUUGGAUUGAAACGACAGGCGAUGCUCUACUCAUUCUGGAAGCAGCUCGUCGAGGUCUCAUACCCCGUGUCACUCGCCGACUGGUAGAUUCAGAACGCAAAAUGAUUGAUUCUGGUUCGGUCUUUGUGUUUGACGAGGACGAAAGUGGAAUCAAGCGUUGGACCGACGGUUUUUUCUGGAGUCCCAGUCGCAUCCUCGGAAACUUCCUUCUCUACCGUGAGACGGAUAAGAAGACCUCCGGCCGUGGAGGAAGGUGCAACGGAGGCGGAGGCGAUAGCUCUGAUGCCGGUGACGAAGGAAAUACGCUCAGCCGACCCAGGGAUGGUUCCCAACUCGGGCUGGAGAGACAGCGAGAACGAAACUUGAUGGGUAGUCUGACUAACAACCCUAAGUUCAAGUCGGAUGGUCUCAUGAAAAAGACAUUCUCUUUAACGAUUGGGGGGGUCGCGCAACAUCUGAUUUCUUACUACCGUGUGGAAGACGUCGAGAAUGGUCGCCUUCGGUCACCCUCGUCCCUUCCCGAACUCGCCUCACUCUCGAUCAGUCCCGAAUACCUCGAUAAAACACAUUUUAGGAAUCCACCUAAAGUCGAGACUGGCCCUGACGGCAUCCCACGCUACCGAGGAGAGGCAGACGACGUUGAAAUUGGGUUAGGAAUAUCCCGAUCUCCUAAACCUCCACCCCCAUUGACGGUAGGCCCCCCGUUAUUAUCAGAGGGUGUAGUGAGGGGUGCGAGUACAAGUGUUACUCCUACUGCCCACCGCUACGAGCCCUAUGUCAGCGCGCGCCCUCGCAGACAGAAAUCGAUUAUUGAUGAAGAUACCACACCAUCGCCAGUAACAACGACAUCUACCCAAGCUGCGGCUAUAUCGCCCACAUCUCCAAUAUUGCCGGAUUCAGCCGAAAUCUCCACCGCUGCAAGCACUAUCUCAUCCCCACCACCCAACAUACAUUCCUCCCCUCAACCCUCCACAUCCCUGUAUCCUGAAUCUCAGCCUCGAACACAAACACCACCCGCCUACCAUUAUGCUUAUUACGCCCAAGGACAAGGUUAUUCAUAUCCUCCUAUCUACGCAUAUCACCAUCCUUCUGCCGCUUCUGCCGCUCCAGCACAGCCUACUACAUCCUCUGUACACUCUGCCGCUUCCCCGUCCUCUCCCCCAUCAAACAGUGCGACGUCACCGGCCUCUGGUACAUAUCCACCUAAUAGUUCUCCUGCUGUACCUUUUCCCUAUGAUCCUAAUACCGCCGGUGGCGGCAUCCAACAACAACAACCCGUUUACUAUCCAUACGGAUAUGGGUAUCAUUCUGCUUGGACGACCGCUCCGUACAGUUACCCUGUCCAACAAUCAACUUCGGGAUCUGGAACGGAAAAAUUGUCAAGUGAAAUUGAUGGAGCUCAAGCCACGACCUGAGCCGUUGUUUGACUUGAUAUUCUCUUGUUGUUAGUCUCACGUCUUGCUUUCCUUUCCUGUUUUUCUUUUCUUUAUUGGGCUGUUUCCUUGCUGUCCGUAUCAUCACUUCGCUGCAUCCCCUCACUGUAUGUUAUCCCUCGUCCAUGAUUCAUCUUUGAUCCUCCAGGACUCCUAGAGCCAAAGAUUGUAUUCGCUCUCGCCCAUCGUCAACUAUCCCUUCCUUCAUUCAUUGCUUGUUGUAUACUUUAGUGUGGAAAAAAGGUACAUCAGCGCUCACACUAGGACCUUUAGUGAACGGAUGUCUCUUCGCGAUUAUUGCAUUUUUCAGGUCUUCCUAAAACUUUUUGGAUGGAGAAAUGAACUCCGUUGUAACUUAUGUAUUGGAUGGAGACUCAUUUUAUUACUCAUAGUUGAUACCUGGGUAGCACUGAAGUGACAUUUCGUUGUGUACUUACCUUACCGCUCGAAAUUUCAGUGUACAUAUAGCCACGG